GGACCUGCGUCCGUCGGCGGGCUAACUUCUUUGGCUUCGUGAGACCCCAGCCAGGACGCCAGUCCCCUCCAGAAUGAAGGUCUUCCUGCCGGUGCUGCUGGCUGCCCUCCUGGGUGUGGAGCGAGCCCACUCCCUGGUGUGCUUCUCUUGCGUGAAUAAGAACAGCAACUGGUACUGCCUGAAGCCCACCGUCUGCUCCGAUACAGACAACUACUGUGUGAGCAUCUCUGCAUCCGCUGUUAUCGGGAACGUGGUGGACUUUGGCUACACCCUGAACAAGGGCUACUCCCCAUUCUGCCCCAUCCCGAGCGUCAAUCUCCGUGUGGCGUCCGUGGACACCCGCUGCUGCCAGAGCUUCCUGUGCAACAUCAGUGCGGCCGACCGUGGGCUGCGGGCCAGCGCCGCUGUGCUGGGCCUCGGGCUCCUGCUCAGCCUGCUGUCGGCCCUGCUACGAUUUGGCCCCUAACCCCCGGGACCCUCUGCCCGGCCCAGACUCCCAAAGCUCAGGAAAGAAGGAAAGCCCAGCUCCUCCCAGACCCAAGAGGAUCUCGAAGCCUCCUCCCCUAGACUCCUCCCCCUGCAGAGCCCACUGUCUAGACCCUGGGUCCCCACAGGCAGGCCUGCCCUCUCCACCCACACACCUGCCGGCUACCCUUACUUCCCGGUCAGCCUUCCAGGGGAACCUGGGAACGGAGCCUGAGGGCCCCAGAGUCAGAACCACGUCCCAGGGACAUGCUGGGAGGGGCACCUGAUCCCAGGCCUGCCCCCGUCCACACCCUGUCCGCCCGCAGGUGCGGAAGACGUGCUGUGUGGAGAGGCGCUGGUCCGUGUGUCCUGCUAGGCACGGGACCUACCCCGAGACAGACUGUCUGGUCAGCACUCCAUUCCAAGAAGAAAAAAGAAAAAACACAGAAAGGAAUAGUUUUGCUCGGAUUAAAAUCAGGACAGCGGAAUACAGCAAACCCCUUUGAGCACAGGCUCCGGACGCGCAGGCUCAGCGGCCAUGGCUCACGGGCUUAGCCGCUCCGCGGCAUGUGGGAUCUUCCCGGACCGGGACACGAACCCGUGUCCCCUGAAUCGGCAGGCGGACUCUCAACCACUGCGCCACCAGGGAAGCCCCUCUUUUCAUUUUUGAUUAAAUUUUUAUCUCAACCCAUAAAUAAAAUAAAGCCCAAAUGA
Globicephala melas (long-finned pilot whale) is the source of this 1179-nucleotide messenger RNA. Lineage: Eukaryota; Metazoa; Chordata; Mammalia; Artiodactyla; Delphinidae. The record is from RefSeq and is a predicted model, not a curated record.